This is a messenger RNA of Helianthus annuus (common sunflower), 1703 nucleotides long. RefSeq names its product protein PLASTID MOVEMENT IMPAIRED 2. The record is from RefSeq and is a predicted model, not a curated record. The coding region runs from base 236 to 1543 and encodes 435 amino acids. The transcript has 2 exons. Lineage: Eukaryota; Viridiplantae; Streptophyta; Magnoliopsida; Asterales; Asteraceae.
AAAUUUUCUAUAUAUCUGGUCAGCUAGCAACCUGCUCACAUGGUCCCUUUACAAACAAGAACAACACAAAACUUUUGUUUUGUUAAGAUUUCUGGGUAUCUAUUGAAUCAUCAUAUUCUGCUGUGAAAGGUUGUACCUUUUGAUAUCUAGUUUUCUACCAUUGUUCUACAAAACACCCCUGAUUUUGAUCGAAACCGUCGCAUAACGAAGACAAAUCCCGAAGCAAGAACCUGUAAUGGAAAGCGUAGAAACCGAGCUUUCGGAUGCAAAGAAAGAAGUACUGGAACUAUGUUUAAAGAUUGCAGAAUCGAAUUUGAGGUCCAAAGAAAGGCAGAGAAAACCAAAAUGGCGCGAACGAUAUGACCAGUACGACGCAGAAACAUCGGUCAAGAACGAAGAUGAAUCGUGUGAAGAAGUGGUGAAGGAACUAGAACAUGUGAGAAGAGAAUUGCGCAAGCUUAAGCGCGAUAUGGUGCGCGUGUUGAAGGAGAAACGAGACGCGGAGAGAGCAGCAAGAGCUUCAAGUUCCAAACAGUUGACCCUUUUGACCUCUAUGGAAUUGAUGAAGAAAGAGAUUCAAGAACUCGGUGAGGCUCGGAGAGAAGAAGAUGAAGAUAACGUGAAUGAGCGUCAAGUAACACUAGUAACCGAGGAAUUAGAAGGUGCGAAACAAGAACUAGCAUCGGUUAAAGGAGAAAGGUUUAAGUUCAUGUCCUCCAUGGAUGUAAUCCAAGACGAGCUAACGUGUGUUCGCGUCGAAACAGCUCGAUUACAGAAAGCAGAACGAAAACGAGAAUUAACCAUUCAAAGCCUAAACUCAAAGAUCUUAAGGGCAAAAGCGAAACUAGAGUCUCUUACAUCUGUCGAAUCAAAAACCGACACAGUUGCAUCAAAUUUAGUCGUUACACUCGAACAGUUGAGAUCAGAAGCCGAAACAGUAAAGAAAGAAGAAGAUGUCAUAAGUGAAGAAACCGAAAACACGAGUAGAGAAAUUUGUAAAACGGAACAUGAAAUCAAAGUAGCAGAGAAAACACUAGAGGCUGCAAUGGAGGUACUCACAGCAAUCAAAUCAUCAGAAUCUAAAGCUUUAGGAAAUCUAAAAAGUAUGAUCAACACAACAAUGGAAGCUAGAAAUGUUGCCUCCAUAAACAAUUCAAUGAUAACCAUCACUGACUUCGAAUACGGGUACUUAACGGGUCAGGCAGGUGGGGCUGCAGAGGUUGCUGAUAAGAAAAUUGCUGCAGCUAAGGCAUGGGUGGAGGCUUUGAAGACAAAUGAAAGGGGAAUAUUGAUGAAAAUUGAGAUGGCAGAAACAGAAGCUAGUAAAUUAAGUAUUGAACCCGACGCGGAAGUGGAUGCAGAUGGGCCCGGGUUCGGGUUAGGGGAAAGAAUUGUAGCUUCCGGUCGUAGAUCGAUGGCAAGAGUUGGGAGCAAGGCUGCGGUUAGACGGGCUAGAUUGCAAAAGUUGCGGUCAUCGACGGCCCGGUAUUCGGGUAAGAUGGGUUCUUUUAGGAGAGAAAAAGGGAUGCCAAAACUUGUUUAGUGUGAGGAUGUUACAAUGGAUAUGUUAUCAAGAUGAGGUUUCUUGACAUUGUGCAUGUUAUAUAAAAAUUGUUGUGUGUGGAUGUAUAGAGUUAAAUAGUUUGUGAGUGUAAAAAUGAAAUUGUAUUAGGUUAAUUAAUUGUAGAGUUUUUUUACUUUAA